UUUACAUUCCUACCGGCGGUGACAUAGUCGGACGCAUUUAGCGGUUGAACCAAGCUUACUUCCGGUUGUCAUUCAACGGGACCAGCAACGUGACAGUCUGACAGACAGACAGACAGACAGACAGACAGACUGCUUCUCCUCAGCUCUUUAACCGCAGGAGCUGAAUAUUGUAACCAGACAUCAUGACACUGUUUCACUUCGGGAACUGCUUUGCCCUGGCCUAUUUCCCUUACUUUAUAACAUACAAGUGCAGCGGCCUUUCAGAGUACAACGCCUUCUGGAGAUGUGUCCAGGCUGGAGCCACCUACCUGUUUGUCCAACUCUGUAAGAUGCUGUUCCUAGCUACAUUUUUCCCCACAUGGGAAGGAGGAGCUGGAGUUUAUGACUUUGUAGGGGAAUUUAUGAAAGCGACCGUGGACCUGGCAGACCUGUUGGGUCUCCAUCUUGUGAUGUCUCGUAAUGCUGGUAAAGGGGAGUACAAGAUCAUGGUGGCUGCCAUGGGCUGGGCGACAGCAGAGCUUGUGAUGUCCAGGUGUCUUCCUCUGUGGGUGGGAGCCAGAGGGAUCGAGUUUGAUUGGAAGUACAUCCAGAUGAGCUUUGACUCUAACAUCAGUUUGAUCCAUUAUAUCGCCAUGGCAGCAGUGGUGUGGAUGUUCACACGAUACGACCUUCCUAAGAGCUUCAGGCUUCCUGUUACUGUGCUGCUGGCUCUCUGUGUCUACAAGGCCUUCUUAAUGGAGUUGUUUGUCCACGUCUUCCUGUUGGGCAGUUGGACGGUGCUUUUGGUGAAAGCCGUGCUGACUGGUGCCAUCUCUCUCUGCUCGCUGUUUCUCUUCGUCACUCUGGUCCACAGCAACUAAGUAGAACUAAAACACCCCAGGGUUAAACCUUCAUCAGUCCUUUUGGGCCCGACUGGACCCGGGUUGUCAUAAAUCAGAAGCGGACUCCUGAUACCUUUCCAAUCUGAGUAUCACCAUAUAUACAUACGACACCAGAGACUACUGAAACGUACUUGUUGAAUUUGUGCAGCCGGACUGGUCUGAUGUACAAACAAGGCAGAGCUACUAACUGGUAAAUUAACCAGUUCUUCCAGUUUGUUUUGAUCAGUCUGUGCAGACGGUGGAUAUAAACAUGCACUGAAGCUUUGUUUGCUCUCAGUCCACCAGUUUAAAGGUCGAGUGGUGACAUCAGGACGCUUCCGUGAUAUGAUUGGCUGAAAGCUGUGUUGGUUUUGUUAGAACGACCAGAACGACCACAAAUGAGUUGAGACUUUCUAACUUCAUUCUUUUCUAUGUGUUCUGUCCAAUGAGCCAACUAUUUAAUGCUUGGAUUAAAUAGUGAAGUGCAUUGAUAACAAAUGAAUGACUGAUAGUUGAUCGUGUGGCCACCAAUUUAUCAAUUUAUUUAUAUACAAGUAAAUAUUACGAGUAGUGAAAAUGUAGUUGUAGCAAGAUUUUUCUAAUUCUUGAAGAAAUUUAAUUGAAGAUUUAACUCAAGUAAACAGUCCCGCAGUAUGAAUAAGCGGAGGUCCGCUCAGCAUUCUUACCACGUCACGUUGAAUUGUACGCAUCUGUGAUUCUGACAUUAAAGUAAUAAAUAUGUUUUUGUCUUA
Sebastes umbrosus (honeycomb rockfish) is the source of this 1612-nucleotide messenger RNA. RefSeq names its product transmembrane protein 147 (gene tmem147). The coding region runs from base 183 to 860 and encodes 225 amino acids. NCBI's taxonomy places the organism in Eukaryota, Metazoa, Chordata, Actinopteri, Perciformes, Sebastidae. The record is from RefSeq and is a predicted model, not a curated record. The transcript has 8 exons.